Aspergillus japonicus CBS 114.51 is the source of this 1780-nucleotide messenger RNA. Its product is annotated as stearoyl-CoA 9-desaturase sdeA. The transcript is spliced from 2 exons. The record is from RefSeq and is a predicted model, not a curated record. Gene Ontology annotation, cellular component: endoplasmic reticulum membrane. NCBI's taxonomy places the organism in Eukaryota, Fungi, Ascomycota, Eurotiomycetes, Eurotiales, Aspergillaceae. Bases 116 to 1486 code for a protein of 456 amino acids. Gene Ontology annotation, biological process: unsaturated fatty acid biosynthetic process. Gene Ontology annotation, molecular function: stearoyl-CoA 9-desaturase activity; iron ion binding; heme binding.
CUUUUUUAAAACCUCCCUCCCCCGGAUCCUCCCAUCCGCCUCGACCACUUCGUCUUCCACCACCCUCCUCAUACUCACCUUGUAGAGGGUAGACGAGUGACAAACAUCAUUCAAAAUGUCUGCAAAGCCAGCGGACGCUUCCCGGUCUCGUGCCGCGGACCCCAAGAAAGUUCACAUUGCCGACACCGCGAUCAACCGCCAGAACUGGUACAAGCAUGUUAACUGGCUGAACGUCUUCCUCAUCAUCGGCAUCCCUCUGGGUGGCUGUAUCCAGGCCUUCUGGACGCCUCUUCAGCUGAAGACUGCCAUCUGGGCCGUCAUCUAUUACUUCUUCACCGGUCUGGGCAUCACUGCAGGAUACCAUCGUCUGUGGGCUCACUGCUCCUACUCCGCUCGUCUUCCUCUCCGUAUCUGGCUCGCUGCCGUCGGUGGUGGUGCCGUUGAAGGUUCCAUCCGCUGGUGGGCUCGUGACCACCGUGCUCACCACCGUUACACCGACACCGACAAGGACCCCUACUCCGUUCGCAAGGGUCUGCUCUACUCUCACCUGGGAUGGAUGGUGAUGAAGCAGAACCCCAAGCGCAUCGGCCGUACCGAUAUCUCUGACCUGAACGAAGACCCCGUCGUUGUCUGGCAGCACCGCAACUAUCUCAAGGUUGUUUUCGGCAUGGGCUUGGCUGUUCCCAUGCUCGUUGCUGGCCUUGGCUGGGGUGACUGGUUGGGCGGCUUUGUUUACGCCGGUAUUCUGCGUAUCUUCUUCGUCCAGCAGGCCACUUUCUGCGUCAACUCGCUCGCCCACUGGCUCGGUGACCAGCCCUUCGACGACCGCAACUCUCCUCGUGACCAUGUCAUCACUGCUUUGGUCACUCUGGGUGAGGGUUACCACAACUUCCACCACGAGUUCCCCUCCGACUACCGCAACGCUAUCGAGUGGCACCAGUACGACCCCACCAAGUGGAGCAUCUGGAUCUGGAAGCAGCUUGGUCUCGCCUACGACCUCAAGCAGUUCCGCGCCAACGAGAUCGAGAAGGGCCGUGUCCAGCAGCUCCAGAAGAAGAUUGACCAGAAGCGCGCCAGACUUGACUGGGGUACUCCCCUCGACCAGCUUCCCGUCAUGGAGUGGGAUGACUAUGUUGAGCAGGCCAAGAAUGGCCGUGGCCUCGUUGCUAUUGCCGGUGUUGUUCACGACGUGACCGACUUCAUCAAGGACCACCCCGGUGGCAAGGCCAUGAUCAACUCCGGUCUCGGCAAGGACGCCACUGCUAUGUUCAACGGUGGUAUCUACUACCACUCCAACGCUGCCCACAACCUGCUCUCCACCAUGCGGGUUGGUGUCAUCCGUGGUGGAUGCGAGGUUGAGAUCUGGAAGCGUGCUCAGAAGGAGGGCGUCGAGUAUGUCCGCGAUGGCUCCGGCCAGCGGGUCAUCCGCGCCGGUGAGCAGGUGACCAAGAUCCCCGAGCCCAUCCCUACCGCCGAUGCGGCAUAAAAGACUCGUUCAUGACUACCACCUAUCAUGAAUGUACCAUUUGCGUCCUGUUUCCGCCUCUGGCGAUGUCUCCUGUCUUAUAAUUUAGCACACAGGGCGUUUGAUGAUAUUCCGAGUGUUGGGAGUUUCCGGAGUUAGCCUUGACUUUGUUUUUUUUCUUCUUUUUUACCCCGCAGACAGAGCGUGUCUAGUUUGAUGAGUGGCUUGCGCAUUUGAAAAGCGACAUGAUAUGAUCGAAACUCCACAAUGCUUGUUAAGAAUAGAGCAAUGAAGAUAUCCACAUCAAACUUUGGU